AUGCUUCGGUUGGGGCCAUACCCGCCCCCGCUGAUCGACAUCUCCGGCCCCGAGGAACUAUGGACAGACAAGUUCGACAGUGUUCCGAUCCUUGCCAGCGACCUGGAAUCAAGCGUCGCCUCACCGUUGGAUGACCCCUCGGAACCACGGUGCUUGGAGAUUCUAGAGGCAAAGCCCGAGUCUGUGCAGGAACACAUCAAUGCCGUCCUGGGCUUCAACACCUUUCGCCGACUUGGGCAGGUGGUGCAGGAGGCAGCUCCCUCAGAGCUUGAGGCGGAGCGGCGCGAGGAGCUGCAUGAGCGGGCAUUGGAGGCCCUGAAGGCCGCAGUGCAGCGGCGGGCUGCAGAGGAAAAGUAUGCUGAGACACCAGCGGCUGCGACGGUGCCACAAGCAAGCCCGCAGCUUUCCGUGACGUCGGUGACGACCGGAACGCCCUCGUCUUCUCAGUCUGAGGUCGGCAGCAAUGGCGGAGUCGAGGAGGACACUGCAUGGGAGGACCAUGUCCAUUCGCAAAUUCGCUGGGCCGCAGAGGCAGCGAAGUUCCGUCAGGACGACUCCGCAGUACCCUGGGUGGAGGCACUUCGGGGAGUGGGCCCUCCGGGCCAGUUCGAGGUGACCUCAGCUCAGAUUCGGGCUGCAGAAUACUUUCAGGAGCAGCAAAUGUAUGAGCAAUACCUCCUGGAGUUGCAACGUUACCAACAG
Messenger RNA from Symbiodinium sp. CCMP2456, 702 nucleotides. The record is from the annotation of a GenBank genome assembly. NCBI's taxonomy places the organism in Eukaryota, Dinophyceae, Suessiales, Symbiodiniaceae.